GGGGGGCGGAGGAGUGGUGUAACUAGCCGUGGAAAUUGUCACAUAUAUAUCUUUUCUACUGGGGCAGUCUUCAAAAGCUCAACAUUUAAGGUGCUUUUUCCAAAUAUGGGCACAGUCUCAGGCUGACCCGGGCGCGGGCCGGGGGAGAUGGCCGAGGCACGGCAGCCGGGAGGGGAAGCGUGAGAGAAAGCGAUGGGGGCGAGGGCGUGGCGCUGCCGGCCGGACGUCCCCACCGCGGUGCUGUACGGCUCCCUGUCCCUCUUCGUCUCCAUCCUGCACAAUGUCUUCCUCCUCUACUACGUCGACACCUUCGUGUCCGUCUACAAGAUCGACAAGGUCUCCUUCUGGGUGGGAGAGACUGUGUUUCUGAUAUGGAACAGUCUGAAUGACCCCCUCUUCGGAUGGCUGAGUGACCGCUCCUUUCUCAGCUCCCCACAGGCGGGGCCGCAGAUCUUGUCCCCGGAGGUGGUGCUGAAGCGCCUGCGCUCGGUGUCCCGGAACGGGCCGCUGCUGGCCCUCUCCUUCCUGGCCUUCUGGGUGGCGUGGGCACGGCCAGCGCUGCAGUUCCUGGUGUGCCUCUGCCUGUAUGACGGCUUCCUGACGGCAGUGGACCUCAACCACAAUGCCCUGCUGGCCGACCUGGCGGUGUCGGCAGGCGAGCGGGCACGCCUCAACUUCCACUGCUCGCUCUUCAGCGCCCUGGGCUCGCUCUCCGUCUUCCUGUCCUACUCCUUCUGGGACAAAGAGGACUUCUUCUCCUUCCGCCUCUUCUGCGUGGCACUCGCCGGCCUGUCGGCGCUGGGCUUUACUGCCGCGUCACGGCUGCUCCGCCAGAAGUUCCAGAGCGAGGCGCGGCGACGGCAGGACGAAGCCGAGGCACUCAAGGAGCUGUGCGUUGGUCAGGCCCCUCUGGUCCAGGACAAGGCCGUCACCCUCGGGGAGUACCUGAGGCAGCUCUCUAAGCACAGAAACUUCAUGUGGUUCGUGUCCAUGAACCUUGUCCAGGUAUUUCACUGCCAUUUCAACAGCAACUUUUUCCCACUCUUUCUGGAGCACCUGCUGUCAGACAGAAUCUCGGCCUCCACUGGCUCCUUCCUGCUGGGAAUUUCCUACAUCGCCCCCCACCUGAACAACCUGUACUUCCUGACGCUGUGCCAGCGAUACGGGGUGUACGCGGUGAUUCGCUGGCUCUUCCUGCUGAAGCUGGCCCUCAGCGUGGCCAUGCUGCUGGCGGGAGCCGACCAGGUGUACCUGCUCUGCAUCUUCAUCGCCAGUAACCGGGUCUUCACUGAGGGCACCUGCAAGCUGCUGAACCUGGUGAUCACGGACCUGGUAGACGAGGACUUUGUGCUGAACCGGCGGCAGCAGGCCGCCUCGGCGCUGCUGUUCGGCAUGGUGGCGCUGGUGACCAAACCGGGUCAGACCUUCGCCCCACUCGUCGGCACCUGGCUGCUGUGUGUCUACACAGGCUACGACAUCUUCGAGCGUGACCCCGUGCAGGAUGCGGUGGCGGCGGCGGCCGUCUCCAGCCCGGCGCUGGCCGUCACGCUGCGCCAGGGCUGCUUCUACCUGCUGGUGUUCGUCCCCAUCACCUGCGCCCUGCUGCAGCUGCUGGCCUGGUCCCGCUUCACCCUGCACGGCAAGCGGCUGCAGAACAUCAAGGCCCUGCGGCAGGGCGCCCAGCACUGCCACCCGGCUGAUGUCAAGACCAUCUGAGCCGGGGGGGGGGAACUGCUGACGCCCCUGGGAGGGUUUAUGGGUGGACCCAUGUAUCCCACUGCCAAUGGACUCCUGCCUUAUUUUGAUAUGAAGAGUAUCAUAUGAGUGCUUAUCUAUGUAUGAACUGAUGACCAAAAUGGGAGGAAGGAGGAAAAGCACAGGAGGGUGAAUGGCGAUGGAUGCUGAGAGGGAGUGGGGGGUGAGGCCUGGGUGAGGGAGUGAAGUUGAGGCACGCUGUGGGGAUCUCUCUGCCAAAUCACCUCACUCAGACUGAGGUUGCCAAGCCUCUCGCGUGUGCGUGUGUGCGGGCGUGUACACUUAUGUUCAUGUCAGAGUGUGCGCUCGCAUGCACGUGUGCAUGUGUGUGUGUUUAUGUAUGCUUGUGUACAUUUCUCUUCUUCUGUGUUUUUCCGUGAAGAAACGGUUGCUUUUAGAAAACAAUCUUGCUGAGUAUCUCGAGGCAUUCCAAAUUCCACAGGUGUCAAAACCACAGGCGUACGUGGGGUUUUCCACCUGUGCCGAUCAGCACCGUCAGUACCAGCUAGAGGCGUGUGUACACACAGUGAAGCCCCUCGCCCUUUUGCCAUGUCGAGAGGCUGCUGGGGAGGGGUUUAGGGUACUGUACCUUCUCAUUGGCCCAGCGGCACAGGGCUACCUGUGCCAUCAGCUGGAGUCGAUGAACAGGGACAGCAACACAAGGUUCUCCUGUCAGGGUGACAUGCCAAGGGGACAGAGGGCGUGGAGCUCGACCCAGCGGGCCACAGAGGCAUCGCCGCCAAAUAUUUUUCUAUCAAUCUAGUCUCGUACACAUAAAUUAUUUUCUUACUCGCUUUUAACUUUUGAAAUGUUGUGAUGCAGUAUGCAGCUAUGUGGAAAUUGGUGUUUCAGUUUUGUGUUUAGGCAAAGCUUGCUAGCAUCAUUUUGUAUAUUUGUAUAUCUGGAGGGCGAACACAGUUGCUGUAGAUCUGAAAGAUUUGAGGUGCUUACGGCCUCCAGCACAGUUUUUAAACCUGCUCAGAAUGAUUACAAAUGUGACGAGUACCAGGACUUGCCUACUUGCCAUUUUGACAGCUGUCUACUGUACACAUUCCUUAACUUCUCAUCAGGAUGUAGUUUAUUUUAUGAUACUUCCCACUUCAUUACGCCUUCAGAUCUGUUUAAUUCAGGUGUUUUUGUAUGAGCUUGUUUUUGUGUGUAUCCAUGAGUCUUAAAUCCAAAUGUUGGAGAGAAAAAAAUGGAAAUUUACAAAUGUUUACAUUUUCUAACAAUAGAAAAUUAACCAGGUCCUAUGGCAUUUGAUUUCCUCCCCUUUAAUUUAAAUGACUGAAGACACUUUAAGAAGCCUGUGCAUAAAAAUGAAGGUGAAUUUUUGGAACGCAGAGUGCUCUUUGAAAAGCAGGAUUAGUGAGAGUUCUCAGGUUUGGAGGGGCACAAUCAAGACUCACUCUCUUUUCCCAAAAAAGAAACACGAACUUAAUCUCUGCUCGGUGUAGCAUGUGCCAUUUUCAGAACAUUUUUGUAAAUGAAUAAAUGUUGAUUAC
This is a messenger RNA of Megalops cyprinoides (Indo-Pacific tarpon), 3260 nucleotides long. RefSeq names its product major facilitator superfamily domain containing 13A (gene slc68a1a). Bases 193 to 1716 code for a protein of 507 amino acids. The record is from RefSeq and is a predicted model, not a curated record. The transcript has 9 exons. NCBI's taxonomy places the organism in Eukaryota, Metazoa, Chordata, Actinopteri, Elopiformes, Megalopidae.